AUGGGUGGUCAAGGCAGAGAAGGCGGCAAGGUCAAGCCCCUUAAGGCUCCUAAGAAGUCGCAGAAGGACCUCGAUGAAGAUGACAUGGCGUUCAAGGAAAAGCAAAAAGCCGACGCCAAGGCGAAGAAGGAUUUGCUAGACAAGGCCAAGGGCAAGGGUCCUUUGAACACGGGCUCCCAGGGUAUUAAGAAGUCGGGAAAGAAAUAA
Molecule: messenger RNA, 207 nt
Organism: Aspergillus ruber CBS 135680
Lineage: Eukaryota; Fungi; Ascomycota; Eurotiomycetes; Eurotiales; Aspergillaceae
Product: translation machinery-associated protein 7
Exons: 3
Coding region: 1-207 (68 amino acids)
Source: RefSeq, a predicted model, not a curated record